AUGUCCCGCGUAGCAAAGCUCACCCUCGCGGGGACGUCCCUCUUCGCUAUUGGCACCAUAGUCUUCGUGCACCACGCCCAGCAAGCUGAGAAAGCAGCAAUGCACCAAGGCGUAGUCCGAGACGUGGAGCAGCAGCGAUUAAAGAAGGAACGCCAGCUCGAUUUCGAGAUGCAGAAGGCCCUGGAAGAGGAAUACAAGAAAAUUCAAAGUGUACACGAUGGAGGGACAGUACUGAAUAAACAAUGA
Molecule: messenger RNA, 246 nt
Organism: Hyaloscypha bicolor E
Lineage: Eukaryota; Fungi; Ascomycota; Leotiomycetes; Helotiales; Hyaloscyphaceae
Exons: 2
Coding region: 1-246 (81 amino acids)
Biological process (GO): mitochondrial respiratory chain complex IV assembly
Cellular component (GO): mitochondrion
Source: RefSeq, a predicted model, not a curated record